AUCACACGUACACACAGUCGAAAGUAUCCUUCGAACAAGACUUCUUCUCCACUUCAUUUCAGGAGACUGAUCGAAAUAGAGAGGAAAGCAUUGGUUUCUCUUGGGUAAGGGCUACUUAUUUGUGUAAACUACCAGUGGUCUGUUCGAGACCUGUUUUCUUUUCCUAACCCGCGUAAGGAAAGUGUUCACAUUUAGUAUUAUUCUUCUGAGUGGUCGCUGGAGAGUCUGAACUUCGAAAGCCCCUGAUCUCUAGAAGCCGCUCGAACUUGCUCUGCCAAGAUGUUCGGAGGUGGACACAAAUCCUCAAAGCUGAAGAUUGAUUUGCGGCUCUGCAUCAAUCGACUGAAGCUCGCCCAGAAGAAGAAAACUGAGCAGACUGUGAAGGCACGGAAGGAAAUUGCCGACUACCUGACUUCCGGAAAAUAUGAGCGUGCCCGGAUACGCGUUGAGCAUAUAAUUCGUGAGGACUACAUUGUGGAGGCGAUGGAAGUCGUGGAGCUGUACUGUGAUUUGCUCUUGGCGCGAUUUGGUUUGAUUGAGUCCAUGAAGCAUUGCGACGAGGGACUUGCGGAGGCGGUGUGCUCCUUGAUCUGGGUAACGCCGCGCAUGCAGUCGGAAAUCAAUGAGCUCAAGGGGGCGUCAGAGCAGCUUGUGCUGAAGUAUGGCAAAACGUUUGGAGAGCAGGCGCGGGCCAAUGCAACCAACUCUGUCAACGAACGGCUGGUGCAUCGUAUGAGCGUGGAGGCACCGCCCAAGGUUCUUGUCGAGCAGUAUCUUGUCGAGAUUGCCAAGUCGCACCACGUUCCGUAUGAAGCCGACACGAUGGCGCUCAUGGGAAAUGAUUUCUCAGCACUGGCGGAUGACCAGGAGUUCAUACCGACGGCAUUGCCCACAAUACCAAGCGAGGCCCCGGGUGCAGCAGCUGCACCUGCGAUGCCGCCCGCACACUCACAGCCCGCUUAUCCCAUGCACCCAACUGGCCACCCAGCCAUGCCUCCGGCAGCGCAUAUGCCUCCCAACACCGCCGCCCCCGGCUACCCUGCCAGCUCUGGUGCGCCCACAACGCAGUCCUACCCGUACGAGCCGCCCCGGGCCGUCGGGCCCGCAGCAGGCGCAGGGCACGGCAUGCCAGUGCCGCCUCCGGGUACUGUGGCCGGUGCUUGGGUUGCACCGGGCGCGCCUCCUGCCGUCGACGACCGAGCUGGACCUCUGCCAAGCAAAGCGGAUAUGGCUGCACGGGAGGCAGGCUAUCCAGCUGAGCCAUCGUUUGAACUGCCUUCUGUACCUGGCGAUCAAUCGGCAGAAAAGAUGUCUGGGGUGGGAGCGGAUUCGGCCGAUCUUGAUUUCGAUGACCUCACGCGGCGUUUUGAAGAUUUGAAACGCCGAAAGUAGCUGUCUUGACGUGUCCAAAGAAGUCUUGUCAUGUGUUUUUUUGUUCGUCAGAUCAUGCUUGGAAAUGCAUAUUGCAUGCUCACGUAACGCAGCACCUUGUCAUGAAAGCCCAUGAAACCGUACUGUUCUCUGUGAUAUUUGAAUUUUAGGUUUGUGUGUAGACAUGUGCAGAGACUAAAAUGCAAUGUACAUGCUCAGUAAUUUCAGCAAUGCUAGUCAUCAUUUGCGCACCUUCUUGUCAUUUUAGAUAGAUUUAGUGUUCUUUCUUGCUAGUCACCAAACUAUUAAAUUGAAUCAUAUUUUUUAACAUAGAACCAUCGCAAUGGCUUUAUUUUUUGUGCAUUCUACUACUGUUCGCUGAUAUUCUUUUCUUCCUGUGACAUAUUCACUGUUGAGUUCUGGCUCCGUUGUUUGCCAGGGUCGGUCGCUACAUGCACAUCAUGUACUACAUGUCUUUCAGUUCA
Sycon ciliatum is the source of this 1856-nucleotide messenger RNA. Its product is annotated as IST1 homolog. The record is from RefSeq and is a predicted model, not a curated record. The coding region runs from base 280 to 1392 and encodes 370 amino acids. Gene Ontology annotation, biological process: protein transport. NCBI's taxonomy places the organism in Eukaryota, Metazoa, Porifera, Calcarea, Leucosolenida, Sycettidae. The transcript is spliced from 9 exons.